Molecule: messenger RNA, 1635 nt
Organism: Ambispora leptoticha
Lineage: Eukaryota; Fungi; Glomeromycota; Glomeromycetes; Archaeosporales; Ambisporaceae
Source: the annotation of a GenBank genome assembly
AUGCAGGCCACUACCCCAGGGAUUAAUCCUAUCUGCAAUGAGAUUAUUGGCACUGUGCAACAAGCAUUUAUUGGCAAAAGAUCGAUUAUCAAUACUGCUCUGGACAUCAUUACUGUUCUAAGAAAUCAAGAAGACCAAUUGGCACAACACUGGUUCUUACAACUAGACCAACAAAAAGCUCAUAUAGUUGACUCCAGCUUCAUUUCUGAGGCUUUUAGAGUUGAAAGGGGGGUUAGACAAGGAGAUCCACUCUCUCCACUUUUAUAUGUUCUAGCUAUUAACCUUUUGAUCCAAGCAAUCAAUCAAAACAUUAAAGGUAUCUCAGUUAACAGCUCCAUAUUUAAAGUCGCAGCAUAUGCAGAUGAUCUCUUAAUUGAAGUCUUAUCUCUAUAUGAGCAGGCUACUAAUGCACUUGUUAAUAAAUCCAAAUCUACUUUCAUUCCUUUUACUGCAAAUGCUAGCAAAGUGGAACUGAGUGAUCAAUCUAGAUUUAAUUUACUAGUAGACACUCAAAGCAACAUCACAAUUCUAGGCUUUAUGGUAAAUUCUAAAGGUGAACCUAAUAAAGCCCUCUGGAGCAACACAAUUAAAAAAAUUAAAAACAAGAUUCAAGACCUCUCUCUCUCAGAGAAAUCUCUCCUUCAAGGAAAAGAUUCUCGCAACCAAAAUGUUACUAGUUUCAAAGAUCUGCAUAACUAUGAACAAGGUGGUCUGUCAGCUUCUAUUCUUAAGGACAUGCUUGAUGCAAGACUUCUUACUAUACUGCUCAAACUCUUUACAAGUAAUAGUUUCUGGGCUACUACAGAAAGAGAAACUAUAAGUACAAAGCUUUAUAACAAGAGGAAAAUCUCAGCUACUAUAGCCCUAUUGCAAACCUCCUGCAAAACUAAGGGCUGGUCUGACAGCUGGAAGCUUUAUAUUACAGCAUGGGGAAGAUUCAAAGAAAAAAUCUUAACCAAUGAUACAUGGCCUUGGUCUUUAGAACAAAUCAAAAUUAGCAAUAUUUCAGAAAAGAACUCCUCUUACGAUUGGAUAAAGACAAAGUGGUUACUGAACAAAAAGAAGGAUAUAUUUUGGAGACUAACUCACAGAGCACUUUCUCUUGGAUACAUGCUUAUUCAUAUUGACCAAACCAACUUAGGGGACUGUCCUAAUUACCCCUUUAAAUGCUCACUAAGCAAAGUAAUCUGGGAAACAACCUACAGAGCGCUUAUCAAUACAGAUAGAGAUGCCAUCCCUAGAACUUUAGAAGACAUCACUUUGGCAACCAACAACAUGAACACCCAAAAAAGAAAACCAGCCAUUUGGUUUCAUAUUACAGCUAUCUAUAAAAUAUGGUGCUGGUAUACCCAAGCCAGGUGGGGUGAUAAUAUAGUUCCUCAAGAGGCAAUAGCAAACAUCAUAACUAUAAGAAUCAAACAUGAAAUCAAACUAUUACAAAAAUUACUCAACAAAAAAUCAUUUGUGGAGGUAGUGGUGGUUGCUGGUGUUGCUUCUACUUCUGCUAAUGAGUUGGAGGGGUUUGUAAAAAUAUGGAGUGUUGGUUCUUGUAUGGGAGGUGGCUCUGAAACAACUGUGAUGAAAGGAUUAUCAUCAGUUGUAUUAGAGGAGUUAAGAGCUGUUAAAUCAUCUUGA